UUUCUAGUUGAAGAAAUACUGAAGACAAUUUGUUGUGAAAUUGAUUCCGAAGAAUACACAGAUCAUUUUGUUCUAUCAUUUGCUGAUCUGUUAUCUUUUGUUAAUGCACGCGCGCUCUGCGGUCAUAGUUCGGUUUAAGAGUUCACAUGAGACGUAUGCGGCUCCUCGAAAUAGAAUUUUGCGCUCGUUAUUAUUGCGAUGAUGGAUUCACGACACAGAUACGCUGAUGACAAGCAGUAUCAGUACGAGCUGACUAGCGAAGAUAAAGAAUACGUGGCAGCCCAUUUGAACGAGACCGAUGAGAAUAGAGAGCGUGCAAUCGCAGAGAUGAAACGCUGGAUCGAGCAAAACGACGACUUGUGCGCACGAACAGAUGACUUCUUCAUCCUGCAUUUUUUGAGAGUCUGCAAAUUUAACUUAGAGAAAACUAAGACUAGAAUGCGAAAAUAUUAUAAGCAACGACUUGAUUUACCAGAAUGGUUCACGAACAAAAAUCCGUUCCAGCCAGAAAUGCAAGAGCUGCUUAACCUUGGGAUAUUUUUAUUUUUACCAAAGCAAGACGAUCAUAAAAGAAUGGUGAUUAUUAUACGUCAAAAACUAAAUAAUCCGAAUGUACACAAGUUUUCGGACUUGAUCAAGAUCGGCAUAAUGGCUAUGGACGUGAUGAUGAAGGACCACGUUGUACCGUCUUUGUACGGUCUCGCGUUGUUCAUAGACUUGGACGGCAUAACUGCACGUCAUUUGGCACAAUUGAAACCUCGUGCAGUGAUGAACAUAGUUCACUCAUGGCAAAGUUGCUAUCCGAUAAGACUUCGAUCGAUUAAUUUUAUCAACGCGCCGAAAUACGUUCAUUUAGGGGUGGCAAUUUUCAAGUCUUUCAUGAACGAGAAGCUGAAGCAAAGAUUGCACAUUUAUACGCGCGAUGAAACUAUGAUGCACAAAUGCUUCAAAGAUAUUUCGAUUAAUAUCCGACCGCUCGAGUACGGCGGCACCGAUUGUACAGUCCAAGAAGUAAUAGACUAUACAAAGAAAGUAGUCGAAGAAAAUCGCGAUUGGCUUAUCGACAGUGAAAAGUACAAGGUUAUUCCUAAGCAGUAGUUCGAGAUAAGUCACGAUUGAAUUAUAAUUCUACACAUAGAACGCAUAGAAGAAAAAUUAUGAGAAAUCGAAAUACUAAUGAAUCAAUUGAGUGGUGAUGAGACAAUACAGAGCGAAGAGGAAGGAUGUAUUUAUUGUUAAGAUGAUUGAAAUGAUAUGAUUGAAACUUUCCCAAUUUUGUUUAUGUAAGUAAAAUAAAUAUACAUUUUUUAUACACGUGUUUUCAAGCUUUGCCUUUGCGUCACAUAUUUUCGUUGACUAUCGGACAAUUUUUUUCUUCUUUGUCGUCGACGAAUGCUCGAUGGCGCAAUAUUUCUCUUUGACAACAAACGAACAAAGAUUUACACGUAAAAUUGUAUUUUACAAGCGAAGAUUAUUAUGAUUUAUCUAUACAUAAAGUGUAUUAAAAUUCGACAUUAAAAUUUUUACAUAUUAAAAAAAUAUAUUUAUAUAUGUAUACACCUAGAUUUGCAAUCACACGAAUUAUAUACGUCACCAUGUAUCUAACGAUUUGUUCGUAUAUUACAUAAUUUUAAUCAAUUUUGAUGCUGUUCUUGUGUUCAUGCGCAGAAACAUCGUAAAUUCAUUCAUUAGUAAAAAAUAACGAGAUCGCGGAAGCGGAAGGAAAAAAAAUGAUAAUCAUGUCGCGUCAAGGAGUAAUCCGUUUUACUUUAUGUAACGAAAUUUAUCAUAAGUAAAAUAUAACGUGUCGUAUUGUAUUUCGUUAUAUUUCGUUACAUUACGACAAAUUUCGUUAUAUUACAAUAUAAAAUAAUACAAGAAAUAAAAUGGAAUACUCACUGAUCACGCGACAUUUCCUUUUCAUUUCUUCUGCGAUCUCGUUAUGAUAGUUAAAUAAAAGAUAUGUAUUUAAGUCAUGGGCAAGUAAAACUGCGCUAUGAUUUAAUAAACUAUAUUAUAUUAUCUAUAUUAUAACUUAUAAAUUUAUGUGCCUCAACUGCA
Nylanderia fulva is the source of this 2061-nucleotide messenger RNA. Its product is annotated as retinol-binding protein pinta. NCBI's taxonomy places the organism in Eukaryota, Metazoa, Arthropoda, Insecta, Hymenoptera, Formicidae. The record is from RefSeq and is a predicted model, not a curated record. Gene Ontology annotation, cellular component: membrane. Gene Ontology annotation, molecular function: phosphatidylinositol bisphosphate binding.